AUGAGCAAAAUGGAUACUGACGACCUGCCUGUGGUUCUUCCAUCAUCCACCACCUCUACUCUCUCCUUGUCUCUACAUCCCUUACCCAUUCUAAAUAUCUCAGAACAUUUAACACGACUUAAGCUUCAAAAUAACACGAAUAAUCCAUUCGUUAUCGGAGCUUUACUGGGCACUCAAAAUGGUCGAGAAGUGGAGAUAGUCAACACGUUCGAACUCGCAAUGGACGACGAGUCGUCACUCAGAGUCGAUCAUGGCUUUCUAGUAUCGCGCAGGGAUCAAUAUAAACAAGUCUUCCCAUCGUUAGAGCUUAUAGGAUGGUACACAGUCGCACAAGAAGCAGCAGCCCAACAUAUCGCACUACACGAGCAGUUCGUCGAAUACACGAGCACCCCUAUCCUAUUGAUACUCCAACCCACGAGUGAAACAGGACCAGAAGGCGGCCAUUCGUUACCGAUAAAGGCUUAUGAGCCAACUGUUGAGAUUCGCGAUAGGGUGACGAGGAAUGUGUUUGUUGAAGCUAGCUUUAAUGUCCAGACGGGAGAAGCGGAACGAAUAGCUGUGGACUGGACUGCAAAGGGAGGGGAAGGAGGAACGAGUUUGGAGUCGCAUUUGCAGACACAACGUGCUGCUGUGAAGAUGUUACAUGAUCGCAUACAGCUCUUGAUACAAUACGUCGCUGGAGUUGUGGCAGGAACAAUAAAAGUGGAUCAUACAGCUCUUCGCUCGUUAUCUGCUCUCAUUGCCUCGCUGCCUGCGUCCGAACAUCCCAACUUCCGAGAAGAGUUUGAUAAGGAAUACGAAGAUGUACAACUUACAGCGUUCUUAUCUGCAUUAACAAGUUCCGCAAAUGCCUUGAACGACAUCGUUGACAAACAUAACGUCCUCAACUCCGGUCCAGGUCGUGACGACAGAAUGCCCGGUGGGAUGCUAAAACGGCGCGGGAUUGGAGGACGAGGGCCGAUGGGUCUUGGGAUGAUGGGAGACUGGGACCGCUUGCAUUAAAGGUAGUAAUAAGUAGAUUAAGCGUACGUAUGAAUAUACGACGUUGUACACG
This is a messenger RNA of Fomitiporia mediterranea MF3/22, 1054 nucleotides long. RefSeq lists its product as uncharacterized. Gene Ontology annotation, cellular component: COP9 signalosome. The transcript is spliced from 9 exons. Lineage: Eukaryota; Fungi; Basidiomycota; Agaricomycetes; Hymenochaetales; Hymenochaetaceae. The record is from RefSeq and is a predicted model, not a curated record. Gene Ontology annotation, molecular function: protein binding; metallopeptidase activity. The coding region runs from base 1 to 1002 and encodes 333 amino acids. Gene Ontology annotation, biological process: protein deneddylation.